AUAAUAUUAUUAAUCGUAAAAAUAUGAGAUGUGAUAAUUGCAUUCUGAUUAAAUUAAUUUAUAAGAUCUGGAUAAAUAAGGUUGAUUAUUUAUGAAAAAAUCGUUGAGGAAGGUGAAAUAAAGAAUAAUGUAUGGUUAAAAAUAAGAUUUGGUUUAGAUCAUUAAUAUCAUCAAAAAAUGAUGAAGUGGAAUGUAUAAAAUAAUGGAUAUUAGUUUCAACGGAUGGAUUCUGAAGAUUAGAAAUGAGAAAUAAAAAAAAAAUAAUAGUCAUAUGUUAUUAAGAAAGUG
Messenger RNA from Paramecium sonneborni, 288 nucleotides. NCBI's taxonomy places the organism in Eukaryota, Ciliophora, Oligohymenophorea, Peniculida, Parameciidae. The record is from the annotation of a GenBank genome assembly.